UGUAGGUGACGCUGUUUCCAGAAACUAGUUUUCUAUCUUGGCUGUGGUUUGAAAGAAGGGCGUCAUUUUCAAAGCUUUUUGUAACUGCCUUGCUGUUGUCUUGACGCUGGAGGAAACAGAUUGCUGGACUAAAAGUUAUAUACCUUCAUAGGUUAUGGAAAAUCUGGACUUUUCGGAGGAAGAAAUCCAGGAACAAUUAGCUGUGCUUGGAUUUGGCAACAUAACAAAACAAAGGCUGCGUGAAUUCAAACGAGAUCUUGACUUGCUGAUUUAUCAUGAAAAGUCCAAGAGCAGCACUUCGGCUGAGUGGAGUUCCCCAAAGUCUCACAGCAGUUCAUGCAAGAGUCCACCAGCAUUUAUUAAAGAGAAAGUCCAGGUACCCAGUGCUGCUUCCAAGUACAACUCUAUUUACUCUGGUAAUGGGACAGCAGAUCAGCACAGACAGGUUCUGACCUCAACAUUUCUUGAUGAAAACUGUGACAUUGUGAACCUGGGGCCUGGUGACUCUUACAUAAGGCACUCGGUGGCUCCUAGAUGCAUCAGACCCACUACAGCUCCUAGCAAGCUUGAGGUCGAGGAUGCGUCCUGUGACAUUUACCAUUCAGUCCUGGGUGCCAGUGAACCCAUGAGGCGACAGCAAGACAUUCACAUGAACAUAAAACCAGCUCUGAAGAGAAAAGUGCUUAGGAAGCGUAGGGGACAUUCUCAGGUGUGUGACGAGUCUACGUACAGUGAAGACUCUGAGCCAGUAAGUGAGCUGGAAGAGCGCUUAGCACAACUACAUGUGUCUGUUCCGCACCAGCGACAUGAACAGUACUCUGAAAGUGAGGAGACAACCAGCUACAGUGACAGACACAGCUCCACAUCAGACGAACUCCCCAGUGCUUUUCAGGUCUACCUCAAAGGCAUGACAAGAUCGCGCAGUGAGAAUGACCUCAGACCUCGUCCCAAAUCCUUUAUUCGCCCACUUAUGGAUCACCCACACACAAGGAACCUGAAAAAAACAGAUCCUGUUGCAAAGUAUUUCCAGUACAAGCAGGAUUGGGAGAUGUUUAAGGCCCCUGGAGAGAAACGCAGAAAUGAGCUACACUGGGCCAUCAGGGAACAACUCUCUUAUCAGCCUCCACCUCCAAAGCCUCAGAGAACAUAUGUCCCAAAUACAUACGUGGUGCCUACAGAGAAGAAGCGUUCUGCUUUACGAUGGGAAAUACGACACGAUUUAGCAAACGGCACCAUUCCUACAAAAGUAACCUACAUGUAGCGUUUCUUAAGCGAAUGUCUUUAACGUGCAUGCCACAUAUAUUGUGACGGUAUUUAUUUAUUAAUGCAUGUUUCCUCUGUCCUGUGAGUGGAAUGAUAAAAUUAAUGACACACAGUGUUUAUGAAAUAAAUGUGUUUUUAAUAGACUGAAGUUCAUGGCAUGUCACUAUAGGGCAGUUUGAAAGGGUAGAGCGGUGUGAAGCGAGAGUCGUGCCACAGCAACUUCUUUUCUAGAAACUUCACAGCCUCCAGCGUGAGGACCAGACUUUCGUGUUUCAACAUGCUGUGAAUGUUCAGGCCUGU
Molecule: messenger RNA, 1563 nt
Organism: Tachysurus vachellii
Lineage: Eukaryota; Metazoa; Chordata; Actinopteri; Siluriformes; Bagridae
Gene: hyls1
Product: HYLS1 centriolar and ciliogenesis associated
Exons: 12
Coding region: 155-1261 (368 amino acids)
Biological process (GO): cilium assembly
Cellular component (GO): centriole; non-motile cilium
Source: RefSeq, a predicted model, not a curated record